Messenger RNA from Exophiala aquamarina CBS 119918, 1089 nucleotides. RefSeq lists its product as uncharacterized. The transcript has a single exon. NCBI's taxonomy places the organism in Eukaryota, Fungi, Ascomycota, Eurotiomycetes, Chaetothyriales, Herpotrichiellaceae. The record is from RefSeq and is a predicted model, not a curated record. The annotation marks the transcript as partial.
GAAAACCCAGACUCUGAAGCCUUCUCUGGCAUUACCGGCACCAACGGUCCAGGAACAUCAGCCAUGAACAGUAUAUUUUCUUCCCUGCAAAGCGAAUUUACUGGUACUACCCGCACUGGCACCAGAGGUGAUUCUGCCACUACCACUGCCUCUACUACCACUGGCACUGCCGGUGCUUCUCUCUCUGGCGCAGGAACCACCCUCGCCACUGUCACUACCGGAGCUGGCAAUUCUGUGACUGCGAGUAUAAGUGACGACGCAUCCAACACUGCCAGCAAUGCUGCCAGCAACACCAGCGACGGUGUCGUAACCGUCUCAGAAUCUUCCUGCAACAGCAUAUCAUGUUCCUCAGCACUCAAAGCCGCUGUUGCUGUCCCUGUUGUUGUAGCGGCCAUAGCGGGUGUGCUUCUGCUCUUAUUCUGUAUUAGGAGGAGGAAGAGGAGGGCCGCCGGUGCCUCUGUGUCGGAAAAGAAGCCCAAGAAGUCGGGCAAGAAGUGGUCCCGACAUCUACGAGCCUUCUCCUUUGACGCUGAGUUAUUGAUGGGCGGCCGUUUCUCCAGCAGUAACAGUAUUCGAAGCCGAGAUCCGAGCGUUCGUAGCGCAGGCAACAAUUCACGCAAUGGUGCUCACAGCGCAGAGCCCAGUCUUCACAGCAUCGAUGAAGUUGCUCCUCCAUAUAGGGAUGCCAUUUCAGGAUCACACCCUGUCAAUCCUAGCCCUCUCCGACAUGUGAACCCGAUCAUUGCGGGAGCACCAGACCCAAUUCCUCGUUCCGUUUCGUCCGCCACCGCACCACCUCCCUACCAGCCAGUUGCACGAGAUUCAGACCACCCACAAACUCCUGUUUCGACCAGGAAUCCGUUCGCAGACUCGACUCCUGUUAGCCCGAUCGACGGAUCGCCUUUUAACGACCCUCCAGAUGACGAAGAAGCUGCUGUAGAGGGCGCCCGACCAACACUUAGUCGAGGCUCCUCCCUAUAUCAGAGCGUAAAUGCAGAUGAUGCUUCAGAUGUCGCGAGCAUAGGACAGGCCCAGGUUGGCAGAAGUGUAUCAGUCAGACAAAUCGGUGGUGCAAAUAAUGGCAGCAGU